GUAUGAUAUCUGUUGUUACAGUCAGCCCUCCAUACAAACCAGAUAAUCUAAACGAGUUCCCUCGUCAAAUGCGCUCAAGUUGACAAGUGCCACUGUGAUCACGUUAUGCUAGAUCGUUCAUGGCAACUCGGCACACCUUCACGGACACGGACACUUCCGAUGAAGCAGUGAGGGCGACAUGUGACGAUGCCACGUCGUGCAAAAGGUUUGCCAUCAGUAAAAACUACUGGCGAGACCCUUACAUCCAGUAUUUCGUGAGAUCAGUUGGAGAGCGAAAGGCACCUGAAAUCAAUAGAGGUUAUUAUGGUCGUGUUAAAGGUGUCAACCAUCUCAUUGAUGCAUUCAUAAGGAAAACUGAGCGUGCAUGUCAAGUGAUCAACUUAGGUGCCGGGCUAGAUACCGCCUUCUGGAGACUCAGGGAUGAAGCUCUCUUGCCUAAGAAGUAUUUUGAAGUCGACUUUCCGACUGUUGUGGCCAGGAAAAUACAUUAUAUAAAGACUAAACCGCACUUAUCCAAGCCGAUCAUCGAAACCCAUUCAACAGAUUCCUUGCUACUAGACGCCCACAGCCUAGACUCCGAUCGAUAUUGCAUCAUAGGCGUGGACCUCCGGGACAUUUCUACUUUGGAUGAAAAGCUGAAGAAGUUCCAUCUUAAUCCAGAGUUGCCUACAUUGCUGCUUUCAGAGUGUGUGCUGGUCUACAUGACACCUUCUCAGUCCUCCAAUUUAGUUCGCUGGGCUGCAGACACCUUUCACACCGCCAUGUUCAUCAAUUACGAACAGGUAAACAUGAGCGACCGUUUUGGCCAGGUGAUGAUUGAGAACCUGCAGCGGCGUCAGUGCACGCUAGCAGGUGUUGAGGUGUGCCGGUCUCUGGACUCCCAGAAGGAACGAUUUCUCAGAUCUGGCUGGGAGCAUGCCAAUGCUCUGGACAUGGUGACGGUCUACAGUAUGCUUCCAAAGGAUGAUGUGGCAAGAAUUGAGCGGCUGGAGUUCCUUGAUGAGAAGGAGCUGUUGCAGCAACUCCUUCAGCACUACAGCAUUUGCUGGGCCAUCAAGGACAAACUCAGUCUGGGCCUGUCCCAGUUGACGUUUUGACUGAAUUUCUUCAUCAGUGGAUGUGCUUGAAAUGAAUUGGAAUAAUAAGUGUGAAUUUAUCGAUCACACCUCUAUCAUGGACUUGUUCUUCAUCCUGCAAAAAAACCUUGCUAUAAACACUUAGAGGCUUCAGUGCAGUUUACUUUGUCACAAACCAAAAGGAUUUUUUUUAUUUAGAUGCAGACAAGACAAUUCAACUGUUUUUUCAAAGAAUUAUGUGCCAUUUGUUUUUGUUUUUUUAAUUUAUUCAUCAUUUGUUCACACUUUUAAUAAAUGCGAUUGAACGAUAAACAUAUACACUGUACUGUAUCUUACAGUUGCUUAAAAUUUAUUUUAGGAUAGUGCAUUUUCAAAAAUAUUUUAAUAAUGACUUUUAAAUGGCUGAUCAUGGCCAUCUUACAACGAUGGAAAUAAGGCCGCUAGCAACUGAAUAAACCUGUGUU
Corythoichthys intestinalis (scribbled pipefish) is the source of this 1540-nucleotide messenger RNA. RefSeq names its product leucine carboxyl methyltransferase 1 (gene lcmt1). Gene Ontology annotation, molecular function: protein C-terminal leucine carboxyl O-methyltransferase activity. The coding region runs from base 120 to 1097 and encodes 325 amino acids. NCBI's taxonomy places the organism in Eukaryota, Metazoa, Chordata, Actinopteri, Syngnathiformes, Syngnathidae. Gene Ontology annotation, biological process: C-terminal protein methylation. The transcript has 12 exons. Gene Ontology annotation, cellular component: cytosol. The record is from RefSeq and is a predicted model, not a curated record.